AUGAAGAGUCUCGCUUACCUCACGCUCGUGUUCUCUGCAGUCCAUACAGGCCUGCUAAGAGAAAGACAAACCUGCCCACAGGUGUGUGCCUCCUCUCAGUGUCCUGCCCCACCGCACGCGUGUUACUACGGCCAGGUGAAGGACGCCUGCGGCUGCUGCGUGGUGUGUGCGGCCGGGGAAGGUGAAGCGUGCGGGAAGCGCAGCAGCGGCCACCUGUCCUGCGGUAACGGGCUACGGUGCGACUCAGGCCCGGGGAAAACCGGAGGGUUCCACAGCCUGUGCGUGUGUGCCUCCUCCGGCCCGGUGUGUGGCAGCGACGGCAGGACGUACCCCAGCAUCUGCCGCCUGAGAGCCGAGAACAGGAGAGCCGAGCUCAGAGAGACCUCCCCAGUGUUUUUAAUCCAGAGGGGUCGGUGUGACUCUGGGGCACAGCAUCCGGGAAGUAUACGCUACAAGUUUAACUUCAUUGCAGAUGUGGUGGAUAAGAUUGUCCCAGCUGUGGUACACCUGGAGCUUUUUCAAAGAGUGCCAUUUUCCAGUGAGGAGGUCUCUGUGUCGAGUGGCUCUGGGUUUAUAGUUUCAGAGGAUGGCUGGAUUGUCACAAAUGCUCACGUGCUUACCAACAAACAGCGGAUAAAAGUUGAGUUGAAAAGUGGCGUGCAUUAUGAUGCUGCGGUCAGGGAUGUGGAUCAGAAGAUGGACAUCGCUCUCAUCAAAAUCGAUCCAGAUGGUCCCUUGCCCGUGCUGCGUCUCAGCCAGUUCUCAGACCUGCGUCCAGGUGAAUUUGUGGUGGCAGUAGGAAGCCCUUUCUCUCUGCAGAACACUGUCACCACUGGCAUUGUCAGCACUGCCAAUCGCAACAGCCUAGAGCUGGGCUUUAAGGACUCUGACAUGGACUACAUCCAAACUGAUGCCAUUAUAAAUUAUGGAAACUCUGGUGGACCGCUUGUCAACUUGGAUGGAGAUGUAAUAGGCAUAAAUACUCUGAAAGUGGCUGCUGGAAUUUCUUUUGCCAUCCCUGUGGACAGAAUACGUCAGUUUCUUGCCAACUCCUACAACAGACAAGCCAGCGGAAAUUCACUACCAAAAAAGAAAUUCAUAGGUGUCCGGAUGGUACAGCUCACACCAUCUUUAAUCCGAGAUCUCAAGGAACGUGAGCCAGAAUUUCCAGAUGUGAGCUCAGGUGUUUACAUCUAUGAGGUAAUACCUGGAACAGCUGCAUCCAGGGGAGGUAUGACUGAUCAUGACGUCAUCAUUGGCAUCAAUGGACAGCCUGUCCACACCACUCAGGAAGUGAGCGAUGCCGUCAGACACAGCACCUCACUCUUUGUUUUGGUGAGAAGAAAGGAUGGGGAUGUUACGCUAAUGAUCAUCCCUGAAGAAACUGACUGA
Pelmatolapia mariae (spotted tilapia) is the source of this 1392-nucleotide messenger RNA. It is a transcript of the gene htra4, whose product is annotated as HtrA serine peptidase 4. Gene Ontology annotation, cellular component: extracellular region. The record is from RefSeq and is a predicted model, not a curated record. The transcript has 9 exons. Gene Ontology annotation, biological process: proteolysis; positive regulation of apoptotic process; programmed cell death. The coding region runs from base 1 to 1392 and encodes 463 amino acids. Gene Ontology annotation, molecular function: protein binding; serine-type endopeptidase activity. Lineage: Eukaryota; Metazoa; Chordata; Actinopteri; Cichliformes; Cichlidae.